UUCUGAGACUCCGUGCCCUCUUUCCGGUUCUCCGUUCGCGUAGAACUCACGACACGAUGAAAGCAAAGGGAGAAUUGAAGGAAUACGAGGUGAUUGGGAGGAAGCUCCCCACCGAAAAGGAGAAGACGACUCCUCUUUACAAAAUGAGGAUUUUCGCUCCUGAUGCUAUCGUUGCUAAAUCCCGCUUCUGGUAUUUCUUGAGACAACUGAAGAAGUUCAAAAAAUCGACGGGAGAAAUUGUUUCUCUUAAACAGAUUUCCGAGAAGACCCCAGCCAAGAUCAAGAACUUCGGUAUCUGGUUGAGGUACGACUCUCGUUCAGGCACUCACAACAUGUACAGGGAGUACCGUGAUCUGUCAGUGAGCGGUGCUGUAACCCAGUGCUACCGUGACAUGGGAGCCCGUCAUCGUGCACGCGCCCACUCCAUCCAAAUCAUCAAAGUGGAGAUUGUGAAGGCUGCCAACUGCCGCAGACCCCAGGUCAAGCAGUUCCACGACAGCCACAUCAGAUUCCCACUGGCCAAGAGGAUUCAGCACAAGAACAGAAUGCCACUAUUCAGUGUACGCAAACCACGUACCUACUUCCUGUAAUCGCCGAAAGUACUGGUUUAUGUAUGUUUCAACGCAAAUAUAAAGUACCGAGGUUAAUAAAAUUAUGUCUUUAUAAUUUUA
This is a messenger RNA of Diachasma alloeum, 671 nucleotides long. RefSeq names its product 60S ribosomal protein L18a (gene RpL18A). The record is from RefSeq and is a predicted model, not a curated record. The transcript is spliced from 3 exons. Gene Ontology annotation, molecular function: structural constituent of ribosome. Gene Ontology annotation, cellular component: cytosolic large ribosomal subunit; ribosome. The coding region runs from base 57 to 590 and encodes 177 amino acids. NCBI's taxonomy places the organism in Eukaryota, Metazoa, Arthropoda, Insecta, Hymenoptera, Braconidae. Gene Ontology annotation, biological process: translation.